Coffea eugenioides is the source of this 1583-nucleotide messenger RNA. Its product is annotated as transcription factor PERIANTHIA-like. The record is from RefSeq and is a predicted model, not a curated record. The transcript has 11 exons. Gene Ontology annotation, molecular function: sequence-specific DNA binding; DNA-binding transcription factor activity. The coding region runs from base 33 to 1439 and encodes 468 amino acids. NCBI's taxonomy places the organism in Eukaryota, Viridiplantae, Streptophyta, Magnoliopsida, Gentianales, Rubiaceae. Gene Ontology annotation, biological process: regulation of DNA-templated transcription; DNA-templated transcription.
ACCAUAAUAGACUAAAAAAUUACAAAGAAAACAUGCAAAGCUUCAAAUCAGCAACAGCAGCAGCUCCAGCGGUAGUUACUCUUACCAACUCGGAUAUGUAUUGCCGUUCGUCCAUUUAUCUGAGGGGUCAUGAAGGUGGUGGUGGUAGAAAUUGGACAAACUAUGUGGAUCUUGGGGAGCUUGAGCAGUCAUCAUUUCACCAGGAGCAUGCUGUUGAUUUAAGCACAAGUUCGAUAUACAGCGACAUGAAGCCAAGCAAUGUUGUUGCUGUUAGUAAUUCUAGCUUACAGUUUGGUGGGCUUAACACGAAUAUGGGUUCUGGAGAGAUGGGAUCAUCAGGAGCUGUAGCGGAUACGGGGCAGUUCUUGAUGCAGAAGGGGACAAUGCUGAGUGUUGGAGCUGGUGGGACUUUGGGAAGUGGGAAUUUUGAGAACUGGGGAGAGUCUGGGAUGGCAGAUCACAGCCAACAGACUGAUACUUCUACAGAUGUUGACACUGAUGAGAAAAGCCAGUUUCAUGGCGUUCGCCGUGGAACAUUAGUAGGCAUGGAUUCAAUGGAACAGUCAGGAGAGAGAAAUGGAGACCAGAAGACACUGCGAAGGCUGGCUCAAAACCGAGAAGCUGCUCGAAAGAGUCGAUUGAGAAAGAAAGCAUAUGUUCAACAGCUGGAAAAUAGUAGGCUUAGACUUACACAACUGGAGCAGGAGCUCAAACAAGCACGGCAGCAGGGUGUACUCAAGGCUAGUGGAUACACAGGAGAUCAGUCUAUGAGUGGGGCUUUGGCAUUUGACAUGGACUAUGCCCGCUGGCUUGAUGAACAUCAAAGGAUGAUUAAUGAUCUCAGAACAGCUGUCAAUUCUCAACUGGGAGAUAAUGAACUGAGGCUAAUUGUUGAUGGAGUAAUGUCACACUAUGACGAAAUAUUCAGGCUAAAAGAUAUUGGCACUAAGUCAGAUGUAUUUCACAUGCUCUCUGGCAUGUGGAAGACUCCAGCAGAAAGGUGUUUCAUGUGGUUGGGCGGAUUUCGUUCAUCUGAGAUUCUCAAGAUACUUGGAAACCAUCUUGAACCUCUGACAGAUCAACAGUUGAUAGGCAUCUGCAAUCUGCAGCAGUCCUCCCAGCAGGCUGAGGAUGCCUUGUCUCAAGGAAUGGAAGCUUUGCAGCAAUCGCUUGUUGAGACACUUUCGUCUAAUUCCCUUGGUCCAAGUGGUUCUACUAAUGUGGCUGAUUACAUGGGACAGAUGGCAACUGCGAUGGGUAAGCUUGCCAUGCUGGAGAACUUCCUUCGUCAGGCCGACCUCCUGAGGCAGCAAACUUUGCAGCAAAUGCAUAGGAUACUGACCACUCGUCAAGCUGCUCGUGCCCUCCUUGUCAUUAAUGAAUACAUGUCGAGGCUUCGGGCACUUAGUUCUUUGUGGUUAGCACGCCCUAAGGAUUGAUUAGAUGCCGUUAUCCUAGCUGUUAUUUUACAUAUUGCUAAUACUAGUGGUCCUGAAAAUAUGCAAUAUUCUCAGAAUGUUAUCCAUAUUCCCUGGUGAUGUAGAAAAUUGUAAUUCCCCACUGUUAUUUUCUGGCUCAGUGAA